This is a messenger RNA of Haemorhous mexicanus (house finch), 1249 nucleotides long. It is a transcript of the gene ZMAT4, whose product is annotated as zinc finger matrin-type 4. The transcript is spliced from 7 exons. The coding region runs from base 128 to 817 and encodes 229 amino acids. Gene Ontology annotation, cellular component: nucleus. NCBI's taxonomy places the organism in Eukaryota, Metazoa, Chordata, Aves, Passeriformes, Fringillidae. The record is from RefSeq and is a predicted model, not a curated record. Gene Ontology annotation, molecular function: nucleic acid binding; zinc ion binding.
GCGGCUGCGGCGGCCCCGAGCGCGGGGCAGCGGCGCCGGCGCCCGGCUGGAGCGGCCCCGCCGCGCCCGAGGCACCGGCCCUGGAGGCGCUGGCCAUCGGCCCCGGAGGCAGCGGCCGGACCCGAAGAUGAAAUCCUCUGACAUCGACCAAGAAUUGUUCACUGAAAGUUACUGCAAGGUGUGCAGUGCCCAGCUGAUCUCCGAGUCCCAGCGUGUGGCCCACUACGAGAGUCGGAAGCAUGCCAGCAAAGUCCGCCUGUACUACAUGCUUCACCCCGUGGAUGGAGGCUGCCCGGCCAAAAAGCUGCGCUCAGAAAAUGGCAGUGAUGGUGACUCAGUGGAUAAGAACAAAUGCUGCACACUAUGUAACAUGUCCUUUACCUCAGCAGUGGUGGCAGAAUCUCAUUACCAAGGGAAAAUCCAUGCCAAAAGGUUAAAACUGUUGCUAGGGGAGCAACCAGCACUGAAGGCCACAGAGGCUGCUCUGGGCCCGCUGAAGCCGGCGCACACGGAGAGCACCGCGGCCGUGCCGCCGCCGCCGCAGCGCCGGGACUCGGACAGGUACUGCCAGCUCUGCACAGCCUGGUUCAACAACCCCCUGAUGGCACAGCAGCACUACGAGGGCAAAAAGCACAAGAAGAACGCGGCCAGGGCCGACCUCCUGGAGCAGCUGGGGAAGACCCUGGACCUGGGGGAGCUGCGAGGCCUGAAGCGCAGCUACACCUGCAACAUCUGCAACGUCACCCUGAACUCCAUAGAGCAGUACCAUGCACACCUGAAGGGCUCCAAACACCAGACCAACCUGAAGAACCAAUAGUGGCUCAUCAGUGGAGAAGAGGACAAGCACUAAUGCUGCUUCUGUGGAAGGGAGCAGGUCAGCAGGAGAGGAAGCUUUCUUGGACAGUGAUCCUAUGUGGAUUCAAUAAUUAACAUGUAACUAACCUUUGCUUUGGACAAGUACAUGGAUUUUUUUUUUUUAAUUUUGUGGUGAGUUAAAAUAUUUCGAUGGAUUUUUUUACCCUUUCAAGACAAUAUUUAUUCAGCACAGAGUCUAGAGUAUGAUAACUAUCCUGUAAAUACAGCACUUACUCAUCAGUCAUCAUCUUCAGGGACAGUGGAAACAAACUAUUUUACUUUUUCAUAUUUAUUCCUAGAUUUCUCCCAAGAGUAUAAGAUUAUUCUACUGCAUUAUCCAUGAUAGUGAUGUAAUCAGUCUUCAAUCAGAAAUAAACACACUUUCUUCACCUUC